AUGUAUUCAGCAUCAAGUUCCUACCUGGGAGGGGGCAACAGCGCCCGUCCAGCCCCUCCCCAGUAUGGACAGUCUUACCCCCAGCAAGGCCAGCAGCAACCAAACAGCACUCAACAGCUUGGCUACAAUGCGCCUCAGCCUACUGGCUUUGGUGCAGCUCAGCUCCAACCUCAACAUACAAGCUACCCAGGUCCGGGACAGCAGCAAAGCUUCCAAGCUUCGCAACAACAGCCACAGUACACCGGAUACCCUACGCAAAACCAACAGCCUUCCCAGAACCAGCUUCCUCAACAACAGCCUUUUCAGACGGGACAGCCUCCUCAGCAGCAAUUUACUCCGCAGAAGACAGGUCAAACCUCCUCCCAAAUAGCCCAGUCUUUCUCCUCAACGCCUGCAUCGCAACCUUCAGCGCCCCGAGUUACCGCAUCAAGCACAAAAAUACCUAAGAUUCGGCUAUCAUAUUUGACCGCCACGGAUCAGGCGAAGUUUGAGCAGCUAUUCAAAUCGGCAGUAGGUGAUGGACAAGCUUUAGAUGGCGAGAAGGUCAAAGACUUGCUGAUCCGAUCGAAACUUCCCGGAACUGAUCUUAUGAAGAUAUGGACUCUCUCGGAUACAACGAAGUCGGGUCAGCUCCUCUUUCCGGAGUUCGCUCUAGCCAUGUACCUUUGCAAUUUGAAGCUUGUGGGAAAAGAAUUACCGCAAAGCUUGCCGGAAAAGAUCAUGAACGAAGUCUCUAGUAUGGUGGAUAUCAUUUCAUUCGGCGUGCCUGACGAUCGUCCUGUGGCGCCUCCUCGAAGCAAUGCGCCCAAUUUCAAUGCUCCAACCUCAGCAAGUUCCGCCUCCGUAAUUCAGCAGCCUCAGCCUCAGGCUUCGAACAGCCAGCUGCUGUCGCAGAUUGCAUCUCAACCGACAGGUUUCGCAGCGCAGUACAUCCCACCUCAACCAACGGGCUUUGGAAAUCAGCAAACCGGCUUCACAUCACAGCCGACUAGCUUUCAGCAACAGCAGACAGGGUACCAGCAAAACGCACAAGCUACGGGUUACCAAGGUCCCAGGCCUCCCAUGCCGCCAAUGCCGACGGGUUAUGGCUCGAAUCUCUCUCCAGCACAGACUGGCAACCAACCGUCAAUGCCUCUUAAUGCUCAGCCUACGGGACGCCCUGGGCAGUGGGGGCUUGUGAACGCUCCGGCUUCAGGAUUGCCAAAUAUUGAUGCUCUACAACAGCGUAUGAUGCCCCAAGCAGGCCGUGAAGGAGGAUAUACAACGGCUGGACUGUCGGGUAGCGCUACGGUUCCGUGGGCUGUUACCAAGGAUGAGAAGAAGAUCUACGAUCAGCUGUUCAAGGCCUGGGAUGGAUUCAACAAAGGCUUCAUUGGUGGCGAUGUUGCCAUUGAGGUCAUGGGCCAAAGCGGACUACCUAAAGCCGACCUCGAAAAGGUUUGGACUCUGUCCGAUCCUAGUAAUAAAGGAAGAUUAGAUAUGGAUGAGUUCGCUGUCGCUAUGCAUUUAAUUUACAGGAAGCUGAAUGGCUACCCCGUGCCUAAUCAGCUGCCACCAGAGCUUGUCCCUCCAUCGACAAGGAACUUCACGAAUUCAAUAGAUACUGUCAAGUCGCUACUUUCACAAGAUGCCGAAACCAGGAAAAGUACGGGUUCCUUCCUUCAACCGCAGAAAACGGGUGUUAGCUAUCUGAAGAACCAUUCAUUCCGGAACGAUUCGAACGGCAUCACGCCAGGACGAAAGGAUGCAACCAUCUUUCGAAACAACGAUGAUGAUAUCGGGUACAGAUCGAGUGCGCGCCGCAGGGUUGGUGGUGAUGGACGUACUCCUUCACCCGCUCAAUCAACAUCACCAUCUUCCGAAAGAUCAAGUGAUGAUCUGUCGAUCGAACAGCUGCGUAAGAAGAUCCGAGAAAAGCAGGUAUUGCUAGACGCAAUUGACUUCAAGGAUGAGAACGCUGCGGAAGAAGACGAUGCUCUUGAUCGAAGGGAUCGUCGAGAGGCCGAGGACCUUUAUCGACGCAUACGGCGGAUUCAAGAGGACAUCGAUAGCCAUCCCAAAGCAACGCUGCGAAGCAUUGAUUCUAGCGCGGAACGAAGGACCUUGAAACGCCAAUUGCAGAGAUUGACAGACCGUCUCCCAGAACUAGCGUCUCAAGUCAGAAAGACAGAACGUAGCAUUUCUGAUGCCAAGAUUGAAUUAUUCCGUAUGAAAGAUGCAAAAGCCCACCCCAGCAGCGCCUCCACGAUCGUUGGUACUGGACCCGGCGGGGCUGUCACAGAGGCAGAUAGACUCAAGGCGCGCGCGAAAGCAAUGAUGCAGCAACGCUCUGCGGCUCUGACAGGUAAAGGUGCUCCCGCCAGCGGAGAUGACAGCGGUGCCGCUGCAAGACGCUUGGAGGAGGAGAAUUCAAAAGCUAAGAGUGAACGGGAGAAUAAUGAAAAUAUGAUCAAAGAUGUGGAAGACAGCGUACGAGACUUUUCUCGUGGUCUUGAGGAUACUCUGAUGCAGGAUGGUGAGGAUGCGAGCAGUGAGCACGAAAGACGGAGGUGGGAGGACGGCCUGGGUGUCGAGGAUGAAGUGAGAGACUUCAUCUUUGAUUUGCAGAGGAGUAGUCGUAGUGCCAAAGUACGAAGUGAAGAUACUGGUAGUACUCGUUCCGAUGAAAAUGGCCGAGGUCCCUCUCGUAAAGAUAGCUCGCGUGACCUUACACCGACCAGCCAUGACAGGAAGCCCGAGUCUCGGGAAACUUCAAGACCAGCAGCUGCUUCUGCUUCUGCAGGCUCUUACUCAUCCUACAAGACCGGCGAAGAUCGAGCCGCAUUCAUAAAGCAGCAGGCAGAGCAGCGUAUGGCCGAACGUCUUGCAGCUCUUGGCUUAAAACCACCAACUAAGUCUGGUGAAUCUGCCCAGCAGAGACAAGAACGCGAAGCCAAGGAACGUCAAGAACGAGUCCGUCAAGCUGAGGCAGAGGAUACCAAGCGAGAAGAAGAGAGGCAACGUAGGCUUGCCGAUGAGCAACCGUCUGCUCCAGAAAUUAGCAAGUCCUCCAAAAAGCCACCUCCUCCACCAACGCGAAACCGUAGAGCAGACAGUGCCGCGCAGCGUGAGGAAGUCAAACGGCAACAAGACGAUGAUGCCCUCAGGGCCGAAGCCGAGCAGCAAGGAAAGGAGCAAGCGAUCAAAGAUCAGCAGCGGGUCCAACAGUCAGAGACCAAGGGCAUGGAAAACGAAGCUCAACGACAGGAACAUGACCUGGCCCAAGAGCGUGAAGCUUCGCAGGCUCGUCUUAAAGCGCUAGAAGAGCAGGUCAAGCAAGGUAAAGUUAAGAAGCAGGAGGAGAAGCGCAGGAAGCAAGCCGCGGAGAGAGAAGCAAAGGAGAAGGAAGCUAAGCUUGCAGCUCAGCGAGCAGAGCUGGAAGCUGCAAAGGAACGGGAACGGCAGCUACAGUUGCAAUUGGAGAGCCUAGGCGACGAAGAUUCGUCUGACGAGGAUGGACCUCAAGAGAUUACGCCACAAGAGACUACGCCAUUGAACAGUCAGGUGCUCUCAAGAGAAGGUAGUGUCCAGGCGUCUAAUCGCUCAUCACCGCCAUUUGCGCCUGCGGCCAAGGCCGAAGCUUCAAUGAGUCCACCUCCAGCGCCCGUCCAAAGUCCUCCUGCGGCACCAGCUCUUUCACCGCCAGCACCAGCACCGUCGUCAUCAUCUUCAUACGGUGCAGAUACCAAGAACCCAUUCUUCAAAAAGAUGAAUCAAGCUAAUGAAACGGCCGCUACGCCGCCAUCCAUUGCCUCACCAAACACUGCUGCCGAAUCCACAAAUCCUUUCCAUCGUUUGACUCAACAGCAGGAAUCCGCAAAGUCUCAAACGCUUCCUCCACCUCUCACUUCUACCCCGACCGGCGACCGCCCAUCACGAGUUCGUCCGGAAGAAGAUGAAUGGUCCGUUGUUGACUCUACCUCGUCCUCAGAUGACGAAGAGGAUACCAAUAAACCAACAGGAGGUAGCGCGAAACAACUCGCUUCCAUGCUGUUCGGCACAAUGGCACCCCCCAGGCCCUUAUCAGCUAUGGAUGAUAAAAAGACUAUGGAAAGCCCAACUAGCCCAACACCCCCAACACCAAGUACAGCUACGGCCAUGUCUCCACCGCCACCCCCACCCAUGCCGGGAAGUUUCGAUGACGGAGAACCUCCAGCUGCACCCCCACCCCCACCACCGCCUAUGCCGACGUCAGGCGCUCCGCCUGCACCUCCGCCUCCACCACCACCGCCUGGAAUGACAGGUGCACCACCAGCGCCUCCGCCACCACCGCCUGGAAUAUCGAGUGGUCCGCCAGGUGGAAAGCCGAGUAUAGGAGGCUUACUGGGCGACAUUCAGAAGGGAACAGGUUUAAAGAAGGUUCAAACCAAGGAUAGGAGUACAGCUAGUACUGCUGGGCGAGUGCUAGACUAA
Letharia columbiana is the source of this 4452-nucleotide messenger RNA. RefSeq lists its product as uncharacterized. Gene Ontology annotation, cellular component: cytoplasm; mating projection tip; plasma membrane. Gene Ontology annotation, biological process: endosomal transport; actin cortical patch assembly; endocytosis. Lineage: Eukaryota; Fungi; Ascomycota; Lecanoromycetes; Lecanorales; Parmeliaceae. The transcript is spliced from 5 exons. Gene Ontology annotation, molecular function: actin binding; calcium ion binding. The coding region runs from base 1 to 4452 and encodes 1483 amino acids. The record is from RefSeq and is a predicted model, not a curated record.